Messenger RNA from Anolis carolinensis (green anole), 14149 nucleotides. RefSeq names its product gastrin releasing peptide receptor (gene grpr). Gene Ontology annotation, biological process: G protein-coupled receptor signaling pathway. Gene Ontology annotation, cellular component: plasma membrane. Gene Ontology annotation, molecular function: neuropeptide receptor activity. The record is from RefSeq and is a predicted model, not a curated record. The coding region runs from base 416 to 1723 and encodes 435 amino acids. NCBI's taxonomy places the organism in Eukaryota, Metazoa, Chordata, Lepidosauria, Squamata, Anolidae. The transcript has 3 exons.
UCCAAAAACAGGCAGCCCUUUCCUACAACCACUGUACACAUUGAAAUAAGCCUGCGAGAUGGGCUGAAGCAGGGAGAGAGCUGACGUUCCCAAGAUCCUGCCUCUAGGAAUUGCUGUGUAUUUAAGAGGGCUGCUCCUUGCCUUUGUGCUAAAUGUAGCCUUCAAGUCCAGGACCUGAAAAGAUUGGGCAAGAGUAGCUGUUAGUAAUAGUUCUGGUGGAAUGGAAUCUCUUGGUUUCGACAGUGAAAUCUCACUAGAGUAUCAACACUAGACUCUGGGAGGUAUUUUUCCACACAGACUUUGCCUGUUGGUCUUUUUCAAGUUCUCAUUCAAGAGAUUAGCAAAAAUGACAAAGAUAAAAGUUGGAAACUGAAAUGGCGUCAAUGUUUCCUUGUUUGAAUGGAUUGUAUUUAUUAUGUGUGUGUUUCCUGUUAUGCUAAAUUGCACGCUGCAUAUUCCACUUCUAUCGAGAACGACAGAGGAGGAACAAAAUCAGCUCCACAGAAUUUAUGUGAGCUGCUUGGCAUUGUUAUUACUAAACAAGCCUUUUCUAAGAAGUCGGCUCCUGACAAUGGCAUCUGAGGAGUGCAUUUUUCUCAAUGUGGAAAUGGAUGAUUUUCUUCUCUGCAACAUCUCAACUGCUCAAUAUGCUAAUCUCUCUCUGGUGGGUGAGGACUUCUUUUACUAUAAAUUCCUAUAUGCAAUUCCAACUAUUUAUGGGAUCAUCAUUUUGAUAGGGCUUGUUGGCAACAUCACACUGAUCAAAAUCUUCUGUAGUGUGAAGUCCAUGAGAAAUGUCCCUAAUUUGUUCAUCUCCAGCUUGGCUUUUGGAGACUUGCUUCUUUUGCUCACCUGCGUUCCGGUGGAUGCCAGCAGGUACCUGUCUCCUGAAUGGCUGUUUGGUCGGGUUGGAUGUAAACUUAUUCCUUUCAUACAACUCACUUCGGUGGGGGUCUCUGUCUUCACACUCACAGCUCUUUCUGCAGACAGGUACAAAGCCAUAGUGAGACCAAUGGACAUCCAAGCAUCCCAUGCACUGCUGAAGAUUUGUGUGAAAGCUGUUCUCAUUUGGAUUUUUUCCAUGCUGCUUGCUGUUCCUGAAGCCGUGUUUUCAGACUUGCGUCCUAUUUAUGACAAAGGCACUAAUAAAACAUUCAUCAGUUGCACACCUUAUCCUCUUACCAAUGAGCUGCACCCCAAAAUUCAAUCAAUGGCUUCCUUUCUUGUCUACUAUGUCAUUCCCCUAUCAGUGAUUUCGGUCUAUUAUUAUUUCAUUGCCAAAAAUCUGAUCCGGAGUGCCUACAACCUACCAGUGGAAGGGAAUGUGCAUGUUAGGAAACAGAUGGAAUCCCGGAAACGCCUAGCCAAGACUGUGCUGGUUUUUGUCUGUAUCUUUGCUAUCUGUUGGCUCCCUAACCACAUCAUCUACAUAUACCGGUCAUACCAUUACUCUGAAGUGGACACUUCUGUCCUGCACUUUAUCACCUCCCUCUGUGCUCGAAUCCUGGCAUUCGCUAACUCUUGCAUCAAUCCUUUUGCCCUCUACCUGCUCAGCAAGAGCUUUCGGAAACAGUUUAAUCACCAGCUCAUAUGUUGCAAAGGCCGGCCUCUCAUUCGGUCCCAGAGCACGGGCAGAAGCACCACACGGGUGGCCUCCCUCAAGAGCACCAACCAGUCAAUGGUCACAUUCAGUUUUAUCAAUGGUAACCAACUUUUGCCAUGAUGCACCACAUACUGAAAUCAGUCAUGCCCAUCCAUUGCUCUCUGCUUAGUGGUUGUGCUAGCAAGUAAUAAAGGUAAUGCAAAGAGAGAGAGAGAGAGAGAGAGAGAGAGAGAGAGAGAGAGAGAGAGAGAGAGGUGCCUGAGAGAGUGGCCACAAAAUGGAUGGAAUUCAUGUAGUCCUUGAGGUUUUAUUGGACUUCUACUUCUUUUAUUGGCUAUGCUGGCUGGGGCUGUUGGGAACCACAAUCACAAAACACCAAGAGGGUUGCAUGCUUCCCAUCUCUGAUAUAAAGCAUGUAAACAAGUGAUUGAGCAAGGUUUAAUGAAGACUUGAAGACACCUGCCCAUACCUGCACUUUCUUUUUAGGGACUUUCAUUGUAAUAUGUCAAACCCUUUUAAUUGUGUAUUGAUGGUAUUGCAGCCUUUAAUUAAGUGUGGUGAACCAGUCAGUGUAUAAGUAAACAGGUCCUGUUAGCAUGAGAAUAGCUGACAGCUAUAAUCCAAAAAUAUGUUUUCCCAAGAUCCACAACCCUGUGGUAGCUCAGUCAGAAGAAUGUAAAGGAAUUACAGAUUUUCUUGAUAGGUGGAGCUUCCGCAGAUGAGCUGACCUCAUUUUAUUCAGUCCUGGAUUAAAUUUGCCUCUCAUUGUGAGGCAGCACUAAAAAGAAGAGAGUGCUAUUGUCCCAGUAAAGGUUGGGAUGAAGUUUGUAUAAUUUGUUCUUUAAGGUACAUGAGUUUUGUCUCUUUUAAAUGUGGCCAUCCUGCUCCCCUUGGAUCCAAUGUAGGUCCAGCUGUCCUGCUUUGCUGUCCACUGCCAUUUCCUAAACACUCCUGCCAUGGAAGGAUGUCCAUAUCAUCUUCCUAAAGUGGGAAAUGCCUAUACAAAUUGGAAAAGUCUAGUGGCCAAGGCAGAACUGCAGUACACUUGGGGCAGUCAUAGAAUCAUAGGAGUUUAGGGAUGGAAGGGACCACAAGGGCCAAGUAGUCCGAUCCCCUGCUAGGAAAGUAUAUACAGCUAAAGCAUUCUUGAAAGGUGCCGAUAUAACCUCUCUUUGAAGGAGCUUAGGGACAUUCCUGAACCCAUCUUUGUUACUGGAAUUGCAAGUGGCUGCAGCUUAUCCAUGCUGCCCAAUUAUAGUGCUUUGAUACCACUUUACCUGUCACAUCUCCAAUCUAGGGAAUCCUGGGAUUUUGUAGUAUCAGAGUAACUCAGAGCCAGGAGAUCUAAUAUUGCACUUUGAUGGAUAUAUGAGUUUCUCAACAGCUUCAUGAUUCCAUAAGGUGAACAGAGGUGGUUAAAGUGGUAUCUAAAGGCUAUAAUUGUGCAGUAGAGAUAGACUGCUGUUUUUGUGUAGCCCUCCAAAUAUUGUUGAACUACCGUGUCCAGGAGUCCUUAGCAGAAUAUCCAAGAAGGGAUGCUAGAAAAGUACACUUCAACAAGUUCCAGAGAACCGUGUGAUUUUUACUCUGGUCAGCCAACCACAGAGAGUUGAUGUGGUGUCUUGGUUUCUGUGUUGGAGUAAGACUCUGGGAAACUAGACUUUCAAUUCCCUAAAAGGAGGAAUUGUCCCAAAAAAAGUUGCUUUUCCAACUCUUGGGAAAAAGAUAAGCUUGCUUUAGUCUCAAACUCCAUACAGUCCUUGGCUCCAACUAUGGUACAUAAAACAAUUUUAUGAUCUCACACUAAGGCAGUGAUGGAUCAAGUAUAGCCCUGGGACCACAUGUAACCUUUCCCAUGCUGUCCUUGAUCCUUUCAAAGUCUGUGGAACAUUCUUUUUUUAAAAAAAAAAGUCUGAAAGUGCAUUUAUAUUGUAGAAUUAAUGCAGUAUGACAACACUUUAACUGCCCUAGUUAAAUGUUAUGGAAUUUCGUGAAGUUUGGUGAGACACCAGCACACUUUGGUAGACUAACCAAAUCUCCAAUUAACUCUGCAAAAGUUAAACCUGAAAAUGUGUAUAGCACGUUUUAACUGACAAGGCCAUCUCCCUGGGAAUUCUGAGGUUUUUAAUUCAGUAACAGGCACCAGAGGAGUUCUCUAGGUAAAAAUUGCACAUGCUCUUCCCUUGACUGCAAAUCUCAGCAUUCCGUAGAAUGUUGUGAGAGCAUUUAAAGUGAAGCCAUAGCACUACCAUUUGAAAAGGAGCCUAAGAGCGAGAGAUAGAGAAAGGCAGGUCAGCAUCGACUGGACUAGCCAAGAAACUUGAGAAUUUUUAUUGCAGUAUUAAUUUAUGUUGUUCAAAGAUGUGAAGAGAGUUGUGUUUACUGGGGCUUUGGCAGGCCCCUUCUGAAAUCAGCAGCAUGUACAGUUGUAUACUGUUUCAAUGUGAAAAGUGAUGCUUUUUCAAUAAGAACCUCAUUAGAUGGAGGUCCAGAAGCCAUGGGACAGUGAAGAAAACUGUGGGGUAGUGCCCAGCUUUAUCCUCUUACUGUUGUGGGUUUUGGGCUCCAUUCCACGAUGUUUUCUGCCUGUCCCUGGCUUCCUCCUGCGCUGUCCUCAGGUUCUUCAAUGUGGAUAUGGGUAGUCACCCAUAUCCUCUUUUCUUCCUUUUAGCAUGCUGCCAGGACGGAGCCCAAUGGAGCUCCCCUGGAAAUAGCCCUACAUCAUGUGAUGGGCUCUGGCGGACUCUGUCCUGGCUCCAUCCAAGCAGCAUGCUAAAACGAAGAACCCUGCCCCCCCCCUUUGAUGAGGUCCUAAAUGUGAGUUUAACUAUGUUUACAAGUCUGUGCAUUUGCCAAAUUAUGAAGUAGGCUAGUGGGUGGGACAAAGCACAACACUUUCAAAAUAUUCAGUCUGUCUCUUCAAGCCCCAGAUUGAAAGAUGUCUAUUAUUUCAAACUGAACACUAGAAAUAUUUAAGUACAAAGAACAAAUGUAAAGUAAAUAUAGAUUUUUUUAAUUUUCCAGGUCUGUACUGUCAUGACAAUGUGCAGUGAUUAGUCAUUAAAAACUCAUUGCCCCUAUUCUCUAGCACAAAACAUCAGACUUAUGCUCCUGAAAUGACUAUAUGAAUGGGUAAACAUAAGAGUCUUUUAAAAAAGAUUUCUAAUUCACAUAUAUUUUGAGUAUCCACUAUCCAGUGUUUUCUCAAAGAACAGAAAACAUAGAGAGAGGACAACAAAGUGCUUCCCUGUGAAUACCCUGAACAAACUAAUCAUCUCUUCUGGAAUAUGGCCAUACAGCCUAGAAAACAUACUUCUCUGUGCACAUCUGCACUGUAGUUUGGCACCACUUUUACUGCCAUGAUUAAAUGCUGUAGAAUCACGAGACUUGUAGCAUUACAAGGUCUUUAGCCUUUUCUGCUACAGAGGGCUGGUGUCUCACCAAAUAGAAAUCCCAGAAUUUUAUAGCAUUAAGCCGUGGCUGCUGAAGUGGGGUCAAACUGCAUUGAUGCUACAGUGUAGAUGUACCUUCUGUUUCCAAAUGAUUUGAUUGGUAACUUCCACAGUCCUUCACAAUAGGCCAUGCCGGGUGAGGUUGAUAAGAAUUAUAGGCAAAACCUAUGGAGAAAUAAAGGUUUCGCAUUCUUCCAAUAAGCAUGUCACUCUCUCAGGUGAAAAAAGAAGGUUGUAAAGGAGUAUUAGCUGCAUAAAAGACCUGCUUCUGACAAAGAUGGAAACAUGAUGUAGAUCAACACAGCUGGAUACCUUUUUGGCCUUUCGUGAGAAGGAAAGAGCAUAUGAAAACUCUACUUUGCUUUUAUAGAAUGCCAAAUUAGUAUAUUCUUAUACAUAUGCACAGUACUUCAAAGUGUUGAGAACUCCAGAGGUACAAGCAUUUCCAAGGAUUCUGGUUUCUUAGAAGUACAGCACUAGGGAUUUAUGGCAUUUUUACAAUAACAACCUUUAUUUGCACAUACAUAUAGAUUUAACAUGAAAUGGGGAUUCACAAAUGUGAACCUUCAAAGGAAUUGCUAUACAGGAAAUGGACAGGCAUCCAAUAGAUAUAUCCAGAGCUCCAAGCAAGCAUUUGGACUUCCAGGCAGAUUUUGUCUAAGUUUCUGGAAAUUUUCAAUCCAAAAAUAAAAAUAAGAAACAAACUUUUUGUAUUUUUGUUGACCCUUGGCAUAUUUUUAUGAGAGAAGAAAGAUACAAUUCAUCAGAUAUUUGCUGACCAUCAAGUGUAGGAUUGUUGCAUCAACUUGCAAGUCAGAUUUUAUAGUUUCAAGGUAUGCAACUCAAUAGCUGAUUGAACCACUAACUGCCACUAGUUUCAAGUUUACUUAAAAACAAAAACAAAGUAAAUAAGCUCGCCCUCCUGGAAACCAAGAUAUGGCGCAUGAUGAGCUAUCAUACUAUCUUGCCAAAUAAAGGUCUGCCUGUGAGGACGUUUCGCAGCAUCAAAAAGAUUUGAACUGCAGGGUAACCCACUCACAAUUUGGUGGAUCAUGUCCCAGCAGUUGAGAUCUGUUUUUACUGAGCUAUCAUGCAAACAGGAAGAAAUAACAUCUAGCCAGAGGAACAAAUACUGUAAUGGGGAAUCUUACUCUGAAAAGCACUUGUGUUAAUGCCAUAAUAAAAUGAUUGGUAUUUAAGAAUGUUUUGCCUGAAGAAAACCUGACAUUGAUUGGUUAUUGAAGUGGAUACAUCCUUGCGACUAAUCUUAGAUUUCUGAAAAGUGGUUUGAAAUAAUAAGAAAAUGAUAAAUGUUCUUUUCGAAGGAGUAGCUCUAUCUUUCCUAUUCUUGCAUCCAUUGUAUAGUGUUUGAACCAUUUGCUCAGAUAUAUGACUUACUAAAUUAAAGGAUCUUACAUUUAAGUAAAUGUGCACCAAAAAUCAUAGAAUCAUAGAGAUAUACCAAUAAGGCCAUCCAGUCCAACCCUCUUUGACCAUGCAGAAAUACACAAUCAAAGCAGAUGGCCAUCCAGCUUCUCCUUUAAAAACCUCAAGAAAGCAAGACUCCAUCAUACUCGUUGAAGGCAUAUUCCACUGCCAAACAGGUCUUACCAUCAGGAAGAUUUAUAUGUAUCUAUUAGGAAUCCAUCUCAUUCACUAUUGCAACAAAAUGCAUAGGGGAAUCUCUUAGACAAGGAGUAGGAAAGCAUGCAGUUUUCCAAAUGAUGUUGGACUGUAUUUCCCAUUGACCCUAGCCAGUUUAGCAAAUACCAAUGAACCAUGGGAGCUGAGUCUAACAGCAUCUAAAUGGCUGCCAGUUAUUCACCUUUAAGUGAGGCAAUGAUCCUCAUCUUUGUUUUCUUAGCACAAUUACUGGGGAAUAAAUAUAGUCAAUAUUGGGCCGACUGCUUACCAAAUGAGUUUGCUUAUCUGAGGUUUGCUAUCUCUCCCCACUCAGUUGGUGAAGACACUAAUCUCUUUAUCUCUCUGCUUUUCUCCAAGCUGAGAAGGAGGAUGUUGCCAAAUGCUCUCUGUGUGUAUGAGCAUGGUUAAUUAAAUCCAUCCCCUCUAAUCAAUUUACAGACAGAGGAAGCAAAGAAUUAACUGCCAUGGCAAAACCUAGCUCACAUUUCACAGAAAUCUCCUGCAUGCCAUGUUGUUGGAACACUGAGAUCUGAUCAUUUUCAAUAAAGCAUACGUCUGCAUUUGACCUUUAUAGAUUGGUACAGAUCUUCCUGAACUUGCAACCCUCCUACUGUAAUUUUAAUUUAUCCAGCCCUCUAUCUAAAGAUUUCAGGAAAACAUACAAUAAAAUCAACCUGAAUGGUUUCAAGUCAUAUAGACAAUAAAAUGAUUUUAGAAGGCUAAAUACAUAUUAAACAACCUUUUUUUUUAAAGACAGAUUAUAAACAAUCAAAACUCCUUAAAACAAUUCAAAAUCAUGCAAAUGUGUGGGUCUGUAUAGAGCUAGUUAGACUCGGGACCUUGUCACAUUAGGAAAUCCAUUUCUAUCAGUAUGGCAGCCCUGAGGAGGAGAAGCAGCAGCAAUCGGGUGAAUAAAUAAAUAAAUAAAUAAAUUUUCCCGCUAAACAGCGAGUCUGCGAUAAGCGAACCGCAAAGUAGCAGGGGAACACUGUACUUUUCCUUUUUUAGAAAAGAAAUCACAGGGAGGAAUGCAAAUCUAGUUGAUGAGCAAAUUUGACUUUCCCUUCCAAGUAUAAUAAAAAUCAACCCACAUUUUUUCUUCUUUCGGUCCACAGCUGAAAAAUACAGCAAUCGGGGGACUCAUGGGCUCCCCUUCCUGUGAUUUUUAGGGCUAUCAAGAUGAAAAUGACCACACUUGGAGGACACAUAUAACACUGUUAGCCCACCAAGUUUCAUAACGUUUGGAUCAUCCCCUGAUUUUUAGUAAUUUCUUUUAUUUUUAGAAAUAAAAUCUCCUUUAAAAAAUUCUCCAAAAGUUACCCUCCACUGGCCCUGCCCUGUGCCUUCUCCAGAAGCAGCAGCAGGACACCAUUCCUUCCUGCUAAAUGUGAGAUGCACUUCUACAUCACACAGACCAGUGCCCCUCCACUAUUACACUUUCUUCUUUACUAAUAAAAAACAACUUCUUACAAAGCUUUUGCAUUUCUUGUUCUCACAAAACACACUAGAAGAAGCCAGCAGCAGCAGUUAUUAGAAAAACAGUCCUAUAUGAUCCACUGGGGGAAAAAAAUUCAAAAUAUAUUGUGGGAAAUCUAGUCAUAUUUGGGGGGAAACACGUUUUUGGAACAUAUUAUUUUGAGUCUUAAUGGUUCAGAGCAGGUCAGGGGCAGAGUUGUUGGCUGGCCACCCUGCCUUUUACAAAGGAAUGAAAUUAUAUGUAGGUAGGUAACUAGGUAGUAGUUUUCUGAGAAUUAGGCUUAUUUUUUGUUUGCUGGGAUUAUUAUUAUUAUUAUUAUUAUUAUUAUUAUUAUUAUUAUCAUUAUUAUUAUUUUAUUGUAUGACACAGCAAACAAGAUAGAUAUGCUGGAUUUCGUUUCACAAAAUCACAAGUUGAACACUUCCCAAGUGUCUAGGACUGUGUGAUGUAUUUUCAGAUGAUGCGUGCAGAUCCCAGUAGGGUGGCCUUUUGCAGUUGACAGAUCGUAAUUUUGUCAAUGUCUAUUGUUUCCAAUUAUCAUCAUCAUCAUCAUCAUCAUCAUCAGCAGCAGCAGCAGCAGCAGCAGCAUUUAAAAGUAUUUUCUUAAGGAGGGGAAGGGAAAUGAUGGGUUCUGGCAAAGUUUCCCCACAGAUUGAUACCCAAAAUUAAGUUUUGCCGUUGUUCUUAGUAAUACUACUGGCAAACAGCAGCCAAUACUUAUUUUUAGUAUUACGGUAGUCUCUCGCUUAUCCAACAUAAAUGGGCCGGCAGAACGCUGGAUAAGUGAAAAUGUUGGAUAAUAGCAAGGGAUUAAGGAAAAGCUUAUUAAAGUCAAAUUACGUUAUGAUUUUACAAAUUAAGCAGCAAAACAUCAUGUUUUACAACAAAUAGACAGAAAAAGCAGUUCAGUACAUGGUAACGUUAUGUAGUAAUGACUGUAUUUAUGAAUUUAGCAGCAAAAUAUUGCAAUAUAUUGAAAACAUUGACUACAAAAACAUUGACUACUAAAAGGCAGACUGCAUUGGAUAAUACAGAAUGUUGGAUAAGCGAAGGUUGGAUAAGCAAGACUCUACUGUAUUAUUAUUUGAAAUUCAGAAGGCAGAGCACACAGAGAUAUAUAAGCAGAGAUAAGUUGUUUUCAAAGGAAUGAAAUUAUAUGUAGGAAGGUAACUGUGAGCCCCUGGUGGCACAGUGUGUUAAACCUCUGAGCUGAAGAACUUGCUGACCAAAAGGUUGGCAGUUCGAAUCCAGGGAGCGGGGUGAGCUCCCACUAUUAGCCCCAACUUCUGCCAACUUAGCAGUUCGAAAACAUGCAAAUGUGAGUAGAUCAAUAGGUACAGCUCUGGUAGAAAAGUAACAGCGCUCCAUGCAGCCACAUGAACUUGGAGGUGUCUACUGAUAAUGCCGGCUCUUCGGCUUAGAAAUGGAAAUGAGCACCAACCCCCAGAGUCAGACACGACUAGACUUAAUGUCAGGGGAACACCCUUACCUUUAUCUAGGUAACUGAUCAUACUUUUCUGAGAAUAAGGCUUUUGUUUGUUUGCUAUUAUUAUUAUUAUUAUUAUUAUUAUUAUUAUCAUCAUCAUCAUCAUCUUUUAAAAGUAUUUUCUGAAGGAGAGGAGGGGAGGAGAAAAAGAAGCUAAAGUGUGACUCAAGGCUCUCAGAGCCACCCAAAUAUUUUCAAAGAAAAGCACACAAAGAGCAAAGAGAUGCUCUUUCUUUCUCCCAAGUCCCCAAAUGCACACGUGCACUCCACCCACUUGUCCUGCACUUGCCCAACUCCCAAUCCCACUAAAUAAAAAGAAUCAAGAAAAUAAAGGAAAAUCAAAAAAGAUUCAGUGCUAGAAGCCAAGCAAAAAGCUAAAGCAGAGCUGCGAGUGAGCAGCAAGGCAAGGCAUUAGGUAAGGCAAUCACCCCAUUAAAUAGACACAGUUUGUGUAAGACACAUCAUGACGUUCUUCUAUUCGGUUUGGCCCAAUGGGCAGGGCUCACAGGGAAACCCUGUGCGGCAGUCUUUUUGCACGCUGCAUGGUGCUAAAUAGGAGAGAAGGAGCUGAGACCGGCUGCCAUGUGGUCCAUCCCAGACAGAAAAAAUGUGGCAGCUGAGCCUUUGCUGUUACCGACAACCAAGAUGGUUAAGACGAAUUAGCCAAAGAGAAUCGACCAAAAUGAAUCCGUGUACAAGCUUAAUAAGAGACAUGAGCCCUACCAUGUUUCUUCUCAAUUUAUUGCAUGUACAAUGCUUGCAUUUGGCUAGGUAUUAUGUGUGCUGGAUGAUGUGUGUUAUUAUCUUUUAUCAUGCUAUCAUACUGGUAUAUUGAGGCUGCUGGAGAAUGCCAUUUUCUCCCAUUAGCUUGGAGCUGUUUAUUUUCACCUCUUAUAUUUAUGGACGUUUACAACUGCCAAUAGCUACAAGGUUGUUCUCAGAUGAAUGGAAGAAAGAGGAGUAUUUGAGAUGUUUGAAUUAAUGAACCAAUGAGGGGAAAACUCACACAAGAGGAACCAGUAUUGCUUAUUGACAAAUGGGAUAAAAGCCAGUGGAAAAAUAUAAAUACAUGAUGCAGUUAGUCCCUCUUCAGAUCUAACAACAUUAGUUGUGGUGUGAAUAAAUCUAUUUUCUUAAAUAGAGCUCCUGGACUUUGAAAAACACUCUCAAGCUGCACACAUAGUCUUCUAAAGACAGUAUAAUGCCAAGCAGCAUUGGGAGAAAAUGACACCUUUUGGCAUGUCACAUAACAUCUGCUUUUUGAGGAUUAGCUGUCAUCGAGCACCAUCAACAUAUGUAACCUACUCAAGAAAUAGAUUGAAACUACUGAAACACGGUGCGUCUAAUUCCCAAAUCCCACAAGCUUUUCAGGAGGAACCCAUGGUUGAUAGUUCUAAAUGCCACUGAGAGGUGCAAAAGUACCAAGAGUACUCCCCCUGUCAAUGCUGAGACAAAGAAUCCACUAAGACAAUCAUAGCAGUCCCAACUUCAUAUAUUUCUCUGACGCUGCUUUGAAAUGGAGUAGGAAACCUGAAUCAUCUUCCAAACUGCCUGAAGUUGGAAGGAACUGCAGCUACAUCCUGGACAACCAGCCAUGAACAGAAAUUAAAGGGUCAGGUUAUCCUCCACAUUCAUCCUAGCAGUUAGUUCAUAUCUUUGAUUCUCACCAACUGAAACUCCUACUCACAGAGGUGCUGGACACCUCAUUGUCACUUCUUUUAUAAUGAUGGCAUCUCACUUGGCUCAUAUCGAAUAGUUUUUAUCUUGUUAAAAGCACCACAGUGAAUGACAGAAUAUUCUAGAACUUGAUUUGGCAGGGAGGAGGCUGAAUUAGACUGUCACCACCCUGAAUAGUUCAGCAGGAUGUGAAUUUACAGAUACAGUAUGCUUAUAGAAUAAGGCUUUCUUCACUGCAUAUGUUGUCACCUAAGAGGAACAGAGAUGUUUUCUAUAUUGUGUCUAGGAAUGUCUUCAUGUAGCCCUUUCAGACUGUGCCACUGUGCCGGCAAUCACUGGUGAAAGGGAAGAUGCAUGGGGCAGCUCGUGGCGCCCCAUGUGACCUCUUUCCUUCCUUUUGGCCCCCCUUCCCUUCCCCAUCAGAUGGCAGAAAAGGCGACAACAUGCAGCAACACAUGUUGCCCCGCUGCCCUUUCUGCCAUCACACGGCAAAAAGGAGAGGAAGGUAUGGGCACUCCUCUGACGGGCCUUCCCACCAGCCUUUUUGUGGCCACCAGUGUCUCUCCCUCCUCUCUCCCCAGCUGGGAUCUCCCUUGCCCUUACAGUGCAGUCAGGUUCAGGUACAUGAUUCUAACUUGCCAUUAAAUCUAAUGCACACCUCAAUUUUAGUAGUAUUAUUUAGCCAAAAAGGUGAACAGAUUCAAGAACCAGCAACCACUGUAACUGUGAUGUUAAUUACUCCACCCACAGACCCAUAUGUUUAGAAAUGAGACCACUAUUAAAGUUAUGUCCUGCUUAGUGUGUGGGCUCUGAGAUCAAGUAGAAUGGGCCCAUGUUUGUCAUGAACUACUUAGCCAACCUUGACAGACUGGCCUUAAAAAGAAUGUUAAGGUCACUCAAGACCAGGAGUCUGGAUGACUGAAUACAGCAUGAAGUCUGAAACCAGUUCAGUGAGUUUGGGCAGAAAAAUCUGAUAUAAGCAGUGGGAUGGCUCAUACUUUAACAGAAUCUCCAGUCUAUCCCUGGUCUUCAGAUUCAAUGUGAUUUGGUUCCCAAAUACGUAGUCUGGUAAUGUCAAAUGAUAUUUAUAAACCAUAGCUAUUUCACCACCACUCCCACUCACUUUCCCUCAUCUCCUUACUAGCACAGUUACCUGGUGGGAGACAUUGAGCCCAUAUUGGGCCACUAUUAUCUCCCAGCCAAGUUUCUGUGAAGCAUACCAUGCCAGCUUCUUCCUAUACCAAGCAUUAUCAUAUUUCCCAAUGAAGUGUGGGAAAGACAGUGUACCAGCAGAAUUUCCAGUCUAUUUCAAUAGCCUGAAGUAAUAUAUCAUCAUUACAAAUAAGUACUCACUUGGACCAGAGAUCAAAAAGGGAAAAUGUAACUCAUACAAGUGGCAACGUUCUCCUCUCUUCAAUGUUAACAUGGUGCAAAAUGCCCAAAAGGGGGACAGGUAUGAGAAACUAGCUCCUCCCAAAUCUUCCACUCAGGUCUCAGCAAUGCAAACCUGCCAUGGUCAGAAGAGGCAUGAUCAUUGUACAGAGCUGAUCUCUUCUUCCUGGGUCUGGGAAUGAUAACAAUGUGGGUAGGUCAUGCUAAGCAACAUCAACAGUGGGUUUAGAUGUUCAGGAUUAUUCAGGAUUCUUUCUUUGUUUUGUUUAUUGGUAGUGGAAAAUGUGGAUAUAUGAUAACAUAUCUAUUACCGAUAAUAUGAGGUUAAGGAUCCCAAAUGGUUUGUAAUCUGAGCUUUGCAGUUAAUGAUGGUAAUUGGGCAUAAGCAUGUGGUUUUUGUGUGGAAACCUAACAUUUGGCAGCAUUGUGACUUUUUAUGUGUAAUAAGUACCAUAUAUCAUUUGCUUCUUCCUAUUAUUAUUUUUUGGCCUAACAGGUCUUUGGGGACAUUUUAGAAAUAUAACUUGAAUGUAUAUUUUAAAAGCUUUCAAAGUGAAUGCUGUUUUCUUACCUUACAAGAUUAUUUUUAUAAGGAGCCAAUAUUAAAUGCAAAAUUACAAGUAGACCACAUUUUUUUUAAAAAAAAAUCAAAUUAUAUUUCUAAUUGUCUGGCAUGCUAAUGAUAGGUGUAUACGGAUAAUAUCAAGCACUUUAAAAUAUCUUACAUUAAUUGAGAUAAAGAAUGUUUUUAGCUCUGUCUCAUCAAUCAUUGAAAAACGCUUACGCUUGGGUAUAUCACAUUUACUACAAGGCAAUUAGGAAUAUUAGGUAUUAUAUAGCAUCAUAUUUUACAUCAAUCCAAGAUUUCCUGCACAAAGAAGCAAACACAUAAUUUAGAGGUUUUGCUUAUUAGCACUUAAUUUGUGUUUCUACUUUAUCAGGCCAGAAAAAGUAGUUGAUUUUCUUUCACAAAUUAACAGAAUUCAUCGAGAAAAUUUAUUUCUAAUUCCAUUAAGGUUUAUGGUAUGAUCAGUGAAUAAAAUUUGGUUGGUGCAAUAUUAUCCAUUUUCCCAUAAAGUAAUUCACAACUGGCGGAAUCAUUGAGUUGGGCAUGUUGAUUGAGCAUAACUCUAGUUUAUAUAAACAAAUUAGCUUGUAGAUGGUGCUAUUUUUCAUUCUUAGUUUAGCAGGGCAAAUUUAUAUAUGAUGUGUGGCUCCAACAUACAAAAAUACAGAUAUUUCAUGAACCAAAGAGCUUCUUUAUGUAGUAUGAACAGCAUGCUGUCAGUGUAACUCAGACUGAAUUUCUGUAAGAGGACUGCUGUUCUCUUACGUGCUGAACUAUUGACCUAGCAUGAAAAGUUAAAUGUGUAAAAUUUCUGUAUUGCUAAGCCUGAAUAAAAAUCUAACCAUGCCUA